Messenger RNA from Ctenopharyngodon idella (grass carp), 2705 nucleotides. It is a transcript of the gene aldh3a2b, whose product is annotated as aldehyde dehydrogenase 3 family, member A2b. Gene Ontology annotation, cellular component: cytoplasm. The coding region runs from base 177 to 1649 and encodes 490 amino acids. Gene Ontology annotation, molecular function: aldehyde dehydrogenase (NAD+) activity. Gene Ontology annotation, biological process: aldehyde metabolic process. The transcript has 11 exons. The record is from RefSeq and is a predicted model, not a curated record. NCBI's taxonomy places the organism in Eukaryota, Metazoa, Chordata, Actinopteri, Cypriniformes, Xenocyprididae.
CCGGCCCGCUGUCGUGACUCCGCCCCCUCCGCUUGCGUUUCUACUGUUAACGGAACAGCAGUGUUUAAUGUUUACCAUCGUUCAGCUUGACUGAGCUAUCUGAUCGGGAGACUUCAUUUGAUCGUCACGCAAUAUAUACAGCGAAAGGCGUGGACGCACUCUGAAAUAACCCAAGUAUGUCUCGAGAGCAGAAAGCAGUGGAACGUGCCAGGAAGGCCUUCCUCACCGGCCGGAGCAAACCACUGGAGUACCGCAUUACCCAGCUAAAAAACCUGCUGCGUUUUGUCAAAGAACGACAGAAGGAAAUCGCAGAGGGCCUCAAAAAGGAUCUCAAAAGGAGUGAGUUUGGAACUCCUUUGUAUGAGACUCUGGGUCUGGAGAGUGAGAUUAACCUGGCUGUGAGAAAGCUGAAAGAAUGGGCAGCUCCUCGACCCGUGAGCAAGAGCAUGAUGACCAUCUCAGACCAGGUCUACAUCCAGCCUGAGCCCCUGGGAGUAGUGCUGAUCAUUGGGGCCUGGAACUACCCCUGGGCAGUCACCAUCGGGCCCCUCGUAGGAGCUAUAGCAGCAGGUAAUGCAGCUGUGAUCAAGCCAUCUGAAGUCAGUUCUCACACUUCCAAAGUAAUGGAGGAUCUCUUACCAUUGUACUUGGACAAAGAGUUGUACCCUGUUGUCACGGGUGGGGUGACAGAGACCCAGGAGCUGCUCAAGCAGCGGUUUGACCACAUCUUCUACACUGGAAAUGGCACAGUGGCUAAAAUCAUUAUGGAGGCUGCUGCGAAACACUUAACCCCUACCACUCUGGAGCUGGGCGGAAAGAGCCCGUGCUACAUCGACAAGAACUGUGACCUCGCCAUCGCCUGCCGGCGUAUUGCAUGGGGAAAGUACUCGAACUGUGGUCAGACCUGCAUUGCUCCGGACUACAUACUAUGUGACCCCAGUAUGCAAGAUAGAGUGAUUGAAGAGAUCAAGAAGAAUAUUAAAGAAUUCUAUACCGAAGACCCCAAAAAAUGUCUGGAUUACGGACGCAUCAUCAAUCAGCGCCAUUUCAAGAGACUGAUGGCAUUGUUGGACGGCAGCACCAUCGCUGUGGGGGGUGAAAAUGAUGAGUCGGAGUGCUACAUUGCUCCAACAGUUUUAAGGGACGUGAAGCCGGAUGCCAAGGUGAUGCAGGAGGAGAUCUUCGGGCCUCUGUUGCCCAUCCUGACAGUGAACGGUGCAGAUGAAGCCGUCAAAUUCAUCAACCAGAGAGAGAAACCCCUUGCCUUGUACAUCUUCUCUUCAGACAGCAAGCUGAUCAAGCAUAUGAUUGCGGAGACCUCUAGUGGUGGAGUGUUGGCCAAUGACUGUUUGAUGCACUUCUCAGUAAGCUCUUUGCCUUUUGGUGGAGUUGGUAACAGUGGGAUGGGCCGCUAUCAUGGCAAGUAUGGCUUUGAUCACUUGAGCCACUUGCGCGGCUGUCUAAUCAAACAGCUGAAGAUGGAGGGGGUGAAUAAGAUGCGUUAUCCACCACAUACAGCAGAUAAGCUGGGCUGGGCACGCUUUUUCAUCCUCAAACACGUCGACUUUGGCAGUCUGGGCCGGCAUGGCGCUGCUGCUGGGUCUGCUGGUGGUCCUUGUUGCAGUGAUUGUACAGAGAAACUAUACUGACUAAGAAUAUGAAUAAUAUGAAGAAAUCUUACCUCCACCCAGAAGACCUGGGUCAGAUGGGCUAACUCCUACUGAAGUGCUGCUUCUCUUCUUUGCCUUCGUUUUAUUAUCAUGGCCAUGAUUCAUUUCCAUCAAUGUGACAAUGCUGCAUUUUAGGUCAUUUAAACUAACUUGCAGUUUUACUAAUUAUUAUGAUAUCUGAAGCACUUUAAUCAGUGUUUAUUUUAGAAUACACUCUUUUUAUGCAGACCCUUGCCAUCCUGUCCAUGUGUGGGAUGUUUUUUAAUGAAGGAAAUUAAGAAUAGGAUGUCUCAGAAUAGAUUUAAUGAUUUUGUUUUCUUAAGCAAAAUAUAAAUACACAACCUAUGUGUUUAUGUAUUUCAUUAAGAUGUCCAGCAUUUUGAAGAAAUGCACAUUUCAAGUCUAAAUGUGAGUUUUGUGAACCCAUAGCAAGUGGUUUGUGCCGCAUUUAUAUGGUUCCAUCAGAUUUAUUUAUGAAGAAUUGUUCCAUAUGAAGAAUAUAUUAUGAUAAUUCUAAUAAUAUUUUGUAUUAUUGUAAUAAUAUAAUACAGAAUACAUAGUUAUCCUGAAUGUUUCAUUUUAAAAUGGAUAGUUCACUCAAAAAUGAAAAUUCUGUCAUCAUUUACUCCCUCGCAUGAUGUUCCAAACCAGUUUGUCUUUCCUUUUUCUAUGAAACAAAAAUGAAGACAUUUUGAAUAAUAGUUACGCUGCUCUUUUUUUCACACGAUGCAAGUGAAUGGGGACUGCCAUAUGGGUUUGCAUCAGCGAGAGGGUGAUUUUGGUGAACUAUUUCUUUAAGAAAGCAGAACAACUACACCAUAUACUGUAUGUAAUGUGUUCCUAAUAAUAUUUCUUCAAUAUACCUGGCAACCAUUUCACUCUAAUAAUAUAUGCUGAAAUUUGUAUGUUCUGUAUGUGGAUCAAAGCAUUUUUAGUCCUAACAAUUGUGUCUUAUAGUAAUGCCAUAGAUUUUGAGAGACUUUUAUGACACAGAAAUAAUUUUUAAUGCAACAAUAAACUUGUUUUUACACAGCC